UUCUCUUUUCUCUUCAUUAGUUUCUGUUCCUUAUUGAUGUAACAUUUCUCUCUCUAAACAAAAACAAAUUUGUGAAAAUGUUCAAACGUUAAUUUCCUUUGUAUUUGAAACAAAAUUCUGGCAAAAAAAUAAAUAAAUUAAGGAUUCAUAAUAUUUGCCAAAGAAGAAGAGAAGCCAUGAUGGGCUUCGAAAAAUGCUUCUUCUUGUUUCUCUUCUUCCUUCUUGUUGGUCUAACUUCUUCUUCUCCAUUGUACAUCAAACAUGAUGUGCUUGAGGCUCGUGUUCAAACGGGGCGUGCCCUUCUUCAACAACAAGGAAAUUGUCCCAUUGAUUUUGAGAGGGAAAACUACACUGUCAUAACAAGCCAAUGCAAAGGACCUCACUACAAUUCAACAAUAUGUUGCAAUGCAUUCAAGCAAUUAGCCUGCAAACAUUCAACAGAGAUAAAUAAUGUGCAAAAUGGAUGUGCUACAACAAUGUUUAAUUACAUAAAUCUCUAUGGCAAAUAUCCACCUGGCCUUUUUGCAAAUAUGUGCAAAGAGGACAAAGAAGGCCUAAAUUGCAGUAAUAUUGUUCAGCCUGAAGGCAAAUCUGAGGAACAAAAGAGUCAUUCUUCAAAAGGUGCUAACUUUUCAAUGGUGCUUAUGCUGAUAGCCAGUGGCUUUCUAAUCAUAAUGUUAAAUAAAUGAAUGAUGAAUAUUUUUUUUAAUUUUUAUUUUUUUGGUUCUUUUUUAUGUAAUACUUUCAUUUACUUAAAUAUAACAUUAUAAUUGGGACCUGUAAUUAUUUUAUUAAGGUUGGUUUACAAAAAUAGCCUUAGAGGCGGGUGGUCUUGACCUUUUGACCUCAUUUGCCCUACGGAUAAAAUUUUAAGUAUAACAAGUUUUGUCCUUUGACCUUGCCAUUUUUAAGGUCCUUGCGUGUAGUUUCUUGUUUAUUAACACAUCCUAUU
Messenger RNA from Lycium ferocissimum, 952 nucleotides. RefSeq names its product GPI-anchored protein LLG2-like. Lineage: Eukaryota; Viridiplantae; Streptophyta; Magnoliopsida; Solanales; Solanaceae. The record is from RefSeq and is a predicted model, not a curated record. The coding region runs from base 177 to 689 and encodes 170 amino acids. The transcript has 3 exons.